UGACAAAUGAAAGUUGAUAUGUUCUUUCCUGUACAAAAAUUGUUAUUUUAACUUCUAUAAUCGGCAGCAAUAUUGUAAAACAGGUGUAAAUCAGCCACCUAAGGUAUGGAUGAAAGGUUUCAGAGGCUGCAGAAUUCUGCCGUAGAAGGAGAUGUGGAUGCAUUGUUUUCAAUACUUGUGGAGGAUCCAUACGUUUUGGAGCGUAUUGAUGAGAUACCAUUUGUGACUACUCCCUUACACACAGCCGUAAGCGAGGGAAAUAUCCAUUUCGCCAAGGAAAUGGUAAACUUAAAGCCAUCAUUUGCUUCGAAGCAAGACCAUCUUGGGCGUAGCCCUCUUCAUUUGGCUUUGGAGAGUGGGCACCAGGAACUGGUAACAUGGUUCGUAACUAUCGACCGUGAACUCGUCCGUGUCAAAGCAAUGGGGAUGGUUACUCCUUUGCACUAUGCAGCUAAAAUUGAUGAUGAAACAAACUUGGCUAAUUUUUUGUAUGUUUGUCCAUCGUCAAUAAAAGAUUUGACAGUUAAAUGUGAAACUGCUGUUCAUGUGGCCCUCAAAAACAGGAGUUCUAGAGCUUUAGAAGUCUUGUUAGGAUGGCUUCAACACUUCGACAAGGAAGAGAUCCUAAGAUUGGAGGACGAAGAAGGAAACAAUGCGUUGUGUACUGCAAUAUCUGAAAAUCAACCAGAGAUGGUGAAGGUGUUGAUUAGAUAUAUGGAUGUAAAUAGAAAGAACAGUAAAGGUUCGACAGCUUUGGACGUAUUUCACAAUCACGGAGAUUCGCUGGAUGCAGAAAUUGGGAGAAUUCUACGUCGUGCUAAAGCUAAAAGAGCAUCCCAACACCCCAAUCCUCGGCUUAACCGUACAGAAAAAUUUGAAAGAGAUUUAAUUGAAGCUUUCUUCGGUUUUAAACAUUCACUUGUCGACUACUUAUGUGGGAAAUUAGCAACUACGGAAGUAUUUUUGAAACAUGUUAGGCUUGGGGACCGAAUCAUAAAUAGAGUUCCUCUUGAAGUCCAAAACGUAGUACUUGUGGUGGCUAUAUUGACUGCGACGGCCACCUACCAAGCUUCACUCAGUCCCCCAGGAGGACUUUGGCAAGAUGAAGGCGAGGCGCCAAGAAACAACAACAGUACUGUUUUCAGUAACACCACAACCAACAGCAGCAAGAAUUUUAUAGUUUCAGAACAUCAUGCAGGGCAUACGAUUCAGGGGUCGUUACACCAUUUAAGUUUCUUGCUAUUUAAUACCGUGGCUUUUGCUACGUCUGUGUGCACAAUUCUUACUGUCACAGUUGGGCUCCGCUUUUCCAAAAUCGUUGCCUUAUCCACAACUUUGAUCGUGUGGGCGUAUGGUCUUUCCGUGACAGAAACCACUCCCUUCCGGGCUGGUUCAGUUACAUGGUAUUUGUUUCACACAGUACUCUAUGGAAUUGAAUUGGUAGCAUUUUCUAUACCAUUCAUUUUAUUUGUCCGGGAACGGCUGCCUACAUUUUACGGGCGGGGGCAAGUAAGAAUGGGAAGCUUGGAACAAACCAAGAUGUGAACUCUAAUUACAGUAUUAGCGACAGUAAUAUCAAUGGUGAACUUAUCUUUUUUGUGGUGUGCUGGCUGUUAGAUUCAACUUUAUCUAUUGAAAAUGCAUAUCCUUAUAUUGUAUGGUUUGUUUAGGUUUUGUUUUGUAAGGUUGGGUUUUAAUAGAUGUCAAACUUGGGAAAAUCUAGAA
Molecule: messenger RNA, 1725 nt
Organism: Pistacia vera
Lineage: Eukaryota; Viridiplantae; Streptophyta; Magnoliopsida; Sapindales; Anacardiaceae
Product: ankyrin repeat-containing protein At5g02620-like
Exons: 2
Coding region: 106-1545 (479 amino acids)
Molecular function (GO): protein binding
Source: RefSeq, a predicted model, not a curated record